AUGUGUAUAAAUUUUUUCAUCAAGAAGGGCGGUGAAAUCGAAAAGGUUGAUGAAGAAGAUGUUGAAGAUGAGCAUGGAUUGGACAACAUUGAAUCUUCUAGUGUAAGGUCAUAUUCUGAACUAAAAGGGAGAUCUCAUGCUGAGAGGGAGCUAGAAUUAGAUGCUGGAGGUGAUAUAGAUACUGGAGAUGUUGGAAAUGCUAGAGGUGAUUUAGAUACUAGAGAUGUUGGAGAUGCUGGAGAGGUUGAUCCUGAUACAAAGGAGUUGAAGGAUGGAAUUGAAGUUUUACUCCUACAGGAAAAUGCACGGUUGCAUUGGACUUACAAUACUCCAUUGAUCGCAAAAUUUACUUUCAUGUACUCUGUUGUAAAUGGUGAUGAAUGGAUUGAACUCUCCAUUGAUGAGGUGGACUUUGUGCAGCAUGUAUACCAUAUUUACGCCUUCGAUGUACUUCUUGAGAUAGAUGAUGUUGAUAUCCAAGUGUUUAAGAUAGAUGAUUUUAAUGGUAGGAUAGACCACUUCCUUGGACCUGUGUGA
This is a messenger RNA of Prunus armeniaca (apricot), 537 nucleotides long. The record is from the annotation of a GenBank genome assembly. Lineage: Eukaryota; Viridiplantae; Streptophyta; Magnoliopsida; Rosales; Rosaceae.